AUGAAACUAGCAGUUGCUGCGUUUUCGUUGUCGAUUCUUACUUCUCUUGGUGCCUUCAUCAGUUACAAACGGUUUUCAAGGGAGAGAAAAGCUCAAAUACCAUCGUGUUCUAACUUCAAAUAUGAGGUGCUUGAGAAGGCGACGGAGUCUUUCCACGACUCGGUGAAACUAGGACAAGGAGGAGCAGGUUCUGUAUACAAAGGGAUUCUUCCUGAUGGCAGAGUCGUUGCGGUUAAGAAGCUAUUCUUCAACACUCGUGAAUGGGCGGAUCAGUUCUUCAACGAAGUGAAUCUGAUCAGUGGAGUUCAACACAAGAAUCUUGUGAGACUACUUGGUUGCAGCAUAGAAGGUCCAAAGAGUCUUCUUGUCUAUGAAUAUGUUCAAAAUAGAAGCCUCGACCAAAUCCUCUUCAUGAAGAACACAGUCCACAUAUUGAGCUGGAAGCAACGGUUUAACAUCAUUACAGGAAUAUCAGAAGGUUUAGAAUACCUACACAGAGGAUCUGAAGUGAAAAUCAUCCAUAGAGACAUCAAAACCAGCAACAUUCUCCUUGAUCAAAACCUGAGUCCCAAGAUAGCUGACUUUGGACUCGCACGUUCAUUAGGCACUGACAAAACGCAAACCAAUACUGGUAUCGCUGGAACACUGGGUUAUUUGGCUCCUGAGUAUCUCAUCAAAGGCCAACUAACUGAGAAAGCUGACGUCUACGCAUAUGGAGUUCUUAUUAUUGAGAUAGCAACUGGCAAGAAAAACAAUGCAUUCUCGCAAGGAACUAGCUCAGCUUUACACUCUGUAUGGGAACAUUUCAAAGCAGACACUCUAAAAAGCUCGGUAGAUCCACGGUUAAAAGGGAUGUUCACAGAGGAAGAGGCCUUGAAGGUUCUUGAAAUCGGAUUGCUGUGUGUUCAGUCUUCAGUAGAAUUGAGACCGUCGAUGUCUGAGAUAGUCUACAUGUUAAAGAACAAUGAUUGUAAGUUUGACUCUCCAAGACAGCCUCCAUUCUUGAGUGCCAGUGUUCUCAUGGCUGAUGAGGAGACUAGAGACUAG
Molecule: messenger RNA, 1047 nt
Organism: Brassica napus (rape)
Lineage: Eukaryota; Viridiplantae; Streptophyta; Magnoliopsida; Brassicales; Brassicaceae
Product: cysteine-rich receptor-like protein kinase 1
Exons: 5
Coding region: 1-1047 (348 amino acids)
Biological process (GO): protein phosphorylation
Molecular function (GO): protein kinase activity; ATP binding
Source: RefSeq, a predicted model, not a curated record